Molecule: messenger RNA, 1272 nt
Organism: Candidula unifasciata
Lineage: Eukaryota; Metazoa; Mollusca; Gastropoda; Stylommatophora; Geomitridae
Source: the annotation of a GenBank genome assembly
AUGCUGAUUUUUGUACUGAUCAGUGUUGUGUAUAUGCGUGGUGGUUGGCAAGUGUGGAUACCAGCUUUCCAGUUUGAUCUCGUGUGCGACAAUGCUUACCAGAAGGAGCUGACCUCGACAAUCUACAUGGUGGGGUCAGCAUGUGGCGUCCUCUUUCUAACCCCGCUGGCUGACAAGUUAGGAUCCAAGAUGGUCAUGCUGGGUUGUCUGUGGGUGCAGGCUGUGAUUGGGACAUGCAUUAUCUGGUCUGGGAACAUUAUUGUGUACCUCAUCCUCAAGUUUCUCAUCGGUGUUACCAACAUGACUGCUGCAUUAUGCUCCUACGUGUUGAUGACGGAAACAUUUGACACCGCCCAUCGGGAAGUUCCAACUAUAGCCAUGCAGUUUUUCUGGGCGCUGGGAAUUAUGACCAUGGCUCUGUUUGGUUACCUCAUUCCGGAGUGGGAAAACCUGCAACUCACGAUAACAUUGCCAAUUAAUGUGCUCUCUGUUGUCUACUUUUUCAUCAUUCCAGAGUCACUGCCUUGGUUGUUGUCAAAAGGCAAAGUCGGGAAAGCUGAGCAAGUUAUCAAGACAUUCGUCAGAGUCAACAAGUUACCUCCAGUAUCUGAUUUGCAAAACACAUUGUCCGUGUUUAAACUUCAAACCCACAAGAACAGUAUGAUAAACUCCUUGGCAUACUACGGCAUCAUGUUCAGCACUCCAGAUUUGAACGGAGACCGCUUCUUGAACCUCUUUCUGCUGGGUGUUGUUGAGAUACCUGCUUAUAUAUUGUGUCUUAUUUCCAACAAAUUUAUAGGCAGACGUCGCUCCAUCGCCAUAUUUUUGUUCAUCUGUGCUGCUGCCAAUCUGUCUGUCAUUUUCAUCCCUGAUCAGUCAGAUAAUGGUGCUGACCUCACAAAGCUGAAAACUGCUUUAGUAAUUAUAGGUAAAUUUGGCAUCACAGGAUCGUAUUCCACAAUCUAUUUAUAUGCUUCAGAAGUUUUCCCAACAGUCGUCAGAAACCAAGGUGUUGGAGCGUCAUCGUUUUUUGAAAACAUUGGGUCUAUAGCUGCACCAAAUAUGGUAUAUGCAAACAACAGUUUAAACAACCUACCACUAGGUAUCUUCGGUGGACUGACCAUUGUUGGUUGCGGUCUGGUGCUCCUUCUGCCAGAGACACACAACCGGCUCCUGCCUCAGACCAUCGAGGAGGUGGAAAAAGGUCGUGACGAUGCAAAGCAACACAAGCCUACAGUCACAGAGACUUACAAACAGAAAGAUAUGGUUUAG